Messenger RNA from Maudiozyma saulgeensis, 2010 nucleotides. NCBI's taxonomy places the organism in Eukaryota, Fungi, Ascomycota, Saccharomycetes, Saccharomycetales, Saccharomycetaceae. The record is from the annotation of a GenBank genome assembly.
AUGAUUUUGGAUCAGUCUAUUUUACAAUUGAUACAAGUUGUAGAUAGAGAUUUAGAAUUAUUUACACAAAGGAUUGCUUUAGGGGCCACCGAUAUAUCCCUAAAUAAUAAUAUUGAUAAAGAUAAUAAUGAUAAUGAAAAAUAUUCUCAAAUUGAAAAUUCGCAACAUGUUUUGCAACAACUUAAGUCAUUAGUUGAUGGAUUUCAAAGAAAUAUUUCAACUGAAACAAAUAGCAGUAAUAAUAAUCAAAUUCAAAAAAUUGAUUUUGACAAUAUUAGAAAUUUUACAAAACAAUUAUCUUUAAGUACUACUUCAAAAGGAAAUAUUACUAAUUUGAAGCCAAUUAAAAUCUCUAGUAUUGACUCAAAUUUAAGAAUUACGGAGAUUAAUCAAUUUAUUAAUUAUACUAUAUCACGUUAUAUAUUAAUAUUAUGUUAUUAUAGUGUUACAGCAGAAACUUUAAGAAGAUUACCAAAAGCAAUAGAAACUGAAAAAUAUUUUAAAACGAUCGAAAAUUCAUUUAUUAAUAAAUUGUUUUAUUUAUUACAAACUUCAGUUGGAAAAUCAUUGAAGUUAUUUAAAUUAAUUCAAAAGAAAUUAAAUCAUUGUUUUGAAGUAUCGAAGACAAAAAAUAUCUAUAAUAAGGGAUUAUCUCGAUUUUCUUUUAAACAAAUAUCAGAAUUUGCUAAUACAUUUUGUUCUAAAGAAUUAUUGCCUUCUUUAAAUAAAAUUAGUAAAGUUCAAAAUUUCGAUUUUGUUGGUAUUCCAAGUUCUAGAACAAGAAUAUCAAAUCCUGUUAAAUUUAUGUUUGGUUUACCUGGUUAUUUAGUAAAUAAUGAACUUCAAACAAAGACCCAAAUGAUAACUAAUUUGAAUCAAAAUACAAUGGCAAAAUUUGGUAAAUUAAUUCAAUCAUUCCCAAAGGAAUUUGCUAAUGAUAAUUUGAUUAAAUGUUUUGACAUUUUAGAAAAAUUCUUGAAAGAAUUUAAUAUUAAAGAUAAAUUUGUUAAAAACGUUGAAGUAUCGCCUUUUAAUGUUCUUGAAUCCACACAAUGCUUUGUUAAGGAAUCAAAUUCUAUUCAAAUGGUUUCUUCCAAGAAACCUAGCCUUAUUGUUAGAUAUUGGCCUAUUGGAUUAUUUGUUGUGCUUAAUGGACCAGGUUUUGUCUGGUUUGCAUGGGAAUCUCGUUUUAAAGUUAUUAAUUUCUUACAAAAAAACGUUAUUCAGUUUGUGAAAGGUUUAUUUUAUAAUUGGGUUUGGGUACCUAUUAAAGAUAUAUGGGCUACUGUCAGACAUGACGAGGGAAGCGAAAUAGCUAUGAUGUCUAAUGGUACUUUGGAUUCAGAAAUGAAUUCAUUAUGUCGAAUGGUAAUUCAACUAAUGAAAGAUAAUAACCCUACUUAUGUUAAUAUUAUAGGUGAAAAUGUUUUGACUGAUCAAAUCAUGCAUGGUAAUCUUGAUGAAUUCAUGAAAAUAUAUGAAAAUGAAUUAAAUAGCCCAAUUAAGAAUAUUUUCACAGGUAAAUUGAUCAGAUCGAUACUUAUUCAAGUUCAAAAAACAAAAGUAGACGGAUCAUUAGCUUUAAAUGGUAUUGACAAGAUGUUAAAAUCGCAGCAGUUAGUAUUUGGUAUAUUGGCUUUAUCACCCGCAACAUUUGUCAUUUAUUUGACCAUAAAUUAUCUUGUAAAAUUAAUUAGGUUAGGGAACAUUUUCUCAAAUAUAAAGCAUUAUAAGGAAGAAGUCAGCCAAAGUUUAAACAACGUUGAAAGAUUGUUAAAUUAUCAGGAUUUCGAAAUAGAUGACGAGAAUUUAAAAUAUAUUAAUCAUGCAUUAUUAAUAAUGGAAAUUUCAAACUUAUCGUCUAAUGGAUCUGUGGUAGUACCAAAGAGCAGAAAGUAUGAAUGGAAUAGAGAUAUUGGGGAGUUAAUUAAUAUUAAAUUUUCUAAUACUGCUAAAUUAAAUGUUGUUAAUAGAGUAUACCAUACCUACUCCAGGUAUUUUUUGACUUAA